AAAUACAAACAACCUGAGCGCGCAAAUAAAUGCAACCAAGAGGCAGCAUAAGGAGAUUGCAGCGAAUCAAAGCGACAUUGAAAUCCCCGAUCUUCGGGAAAGAUUAAAGAGACAUAAGCAGACGGACGACAACCCAUUUGGCAUUCUAAGUGUACUUUCCCAAGUGGAUUUUGCAUCGACAUCUACUGCAGCAAAUGAAGACACCCAGGCCAACGAUGGCAAUAAAAACAACAACAACAACGACGCUGAAACCAAACCAAAAUGGUGUCCACCAAUUUUAAUUUUCAACGUUAACAUCAAGGCGCUUGGUAUGGUAUGGCUUCCCUUAAGGAGUCAAUUAAGGGAAACCAUACCUAAAUUCAAAUUCAAGCGGGGUCUCUCAGCUAGUACUGAAAUAAAGGAUAUAAAGGAAGAAUUGGAUGAAAUUGUCCCGAACACUGAGACAAAUGUUACAAUCUAUAAAACUCAAAGAAACAAUAAUACUGGCCUUUUCUUGGUAUCCUUAUUUCCUGAUAAGGGCCUGUCCGAUAUCUCUGGUAUUAGGGGCCUACAAAGUCAAAUAGUCUCCUGGGAAAAGCCGAGGAGAAAAGAUUCUGAAAUACAAUGCCGGCGCGGGGAACAUUGCAAAGAACUGUAAUUCGAAGUACAAGUGCAUCAAAUGCGAUAAGACUCACGAUCCUGGGGAGUGUCAACGCACUAAGGAGGAUUCGUCAGAUCCAUAUUGUACCAAUUGUGGUGAGGUGGGACACCCGGUGAACUGGCGGGGAUGUCCAGCGUAUCAGAAACAUGUUGCUGCCCGUCAGCAAAGAAUAGCCAAGGCAAUUGAGGAGAAAUCUCUUGCUAGGAACAAUGUCACUAGGGCGGUAGGCUUGUCUGCGAUAACUCCUGGCCACACAUUUCCAACCUUUUUAAUUCACGUCCUGCACAGAACACUGUUCAGCAACAGAGACCACCUGUCAUCGACCAAUUCUUGAAAUUAGCUUCUCUAUUUCUGGAACCUGAAGAGUUGACUCUGGAGCAAGAGAUCAACAUAUUUUUAUCUGAGUAUUCAAAUAUGCCGAAAACAGAGGCCAAAAUCGAAUUUUUGCGCCUAUUAAAUCGACCUUAAAAACUGACUGCAUCGGAAUAAAAUAGACUUUGGCUUCAUUCAGGAAUGUCACCUGAAAGGAAAUAGAAAAGCAAAAUUAGAUGGAUACAAUUUCAUUUAUAAUAACUGUUCAGUCGGCGUUGGUAUUGCUAUUAGAAAUACGAUACAAUAUAAUCGAAUAUUUUUGAAUGACGUCGGGAUAAUAACUGCGCUGGCACAAAUAGAGUUGGCAAAUGAUGACACCCGUGGUAGAUUUUUAAUUGGAUCAAUUUAUGUGCCUUGCAAUUACACUCCGCAAAGACUCGAGGCUGAUCUAAACAAGUUAUUGCAACUGUAUGGAAAUUGUUGUAGUUUUCAAUUCAAAUACUUAGUACUGUUUUUUUGUUUUACCAUAGUAGGCUUUGCAUUCUUAUGUUUGUUAUUACUAUGUUAAUGUUUUCAUCACAAUAGGCUUUGCAUUCUUUUUACUAUUAAGAAGUUUAUAUUUUCAUCAUA
Messenger RNA from Stomoxys calcitrans (stable fly), 1582 nucleotides. RefSeq lists its product as uncharacterized. The record is from RefSeq and is a predicted model, not a curated record. Lineage: Eukaryota; Metazoa; Arthropoda; Insecta; Diptera; Muscidae. The transcript has 2 exons. The coding region runs from base 311 to 637 and encodes 108 amino acids.